Brassica rapa (field mustard) is the source of this 3977-nucleotide messenger RNA. RefSeq lists its product as uncharacterized. The record is from RefSeq and is a predicted model, not a curated record. Lineage: Eukaryota; Viridiplantae; Streptophyta; Magnoliopsida; Brassicales; Brassicaceae. Gene Ontology annotation, molecular function: zinc ion binding.
AAUGACAAUUAUAAUAAUUAAUUCAAUUUAAAAGUAUCAGUGCAAUCAACUAUCGUAAAAUUAACUUGAUCGCGAUAUGUAGUAACUGAAUUCAUGAAUUAGUACUCAAAUAUAACAAUCGAAAUCUAGAUACAGUUUUUAAAUAUUUAAUUAAGUGUUUAGUUUGAUAUGAUAUCAAAAAUACAUAAACUUAAAUAUUACUAACUGAACUUUAAAUCACUUAGUUCCGUAAUAGAUCUUAAAAUAAUUUAUCUAAAUUCUACUAAACCCAAAGUAUUAUUAACAGGCAUGAUCUGGACAUAUAUAAAAGGGAAAUUUGGAAAAAGAGAACAAAUUAACUAUACUAUUGUCCCCUUAGUACAAAAUCAUAUUUUUCCACAUUUUGACUUUCACUACCCUUUUUAUUAAUAAAAAUUCAUAUCAUUAUAUUUACCAUGUUAAAAAAAUUUUAAAAAUAUAAAACAUGAAGUAGUUAAGCAUGUGCAUAUAUGAAAAAUAUUUUUGUAUUCAAAAAAUUGUUAGAAUGUUAAGUUCAAAAAUGGGAAAAAAGAGUUAGAUUGUCAGAUCUACCAUCUACUAAGAUUUAGAAAAUGCAAUCUAGGCAAGACACAUUGAUCUACCAUCCGUAGAGUGCAUUAUACACUGCGAACACAAUGAUGUACCAACGAAGAAUCCACAAUACACCAGAAACAUAUACAUCUAGUGUGGAAGAAAACAAAUUAUACAGUUCCUUCUAUGUUCUGUAUUUUUGGUAGAUCAUAAGACAUACUAAAUAUUCUUAUAUCUGCCUUGAGAGAACAUACAAUCUACGAUGUCUUCUUUUAUCUAUAAAUACAGUAUUUCCUAUCUACGUGUUCAUCUUUUUUCUAACAUGGUAGAAUGUAUGUUCUACAAGAUUUUUAAACAAAAUCCGAAAAUUAAGGAAAAAACAGUUACAAAAAUAUUCCCUAAAUCUAUUAAAUCUUUUUUAUUUCCUUUUUAAAAUAAUAUUGCCUAAAUGUAAAUCUUCAUCGUUACCACGUUGAUUUUGGAUUUGCAUCGUGGGGCUUCUUCUUUUCCUAGUUGGGGGCUUCAUCUUUUCCUAGUUUUUCCAAGAUUUUGUCUCUCUAACAUAUGAAGAUGCACAUCUAUGCUUCUUCUGGUUUGUGGAAAUCGUCCAAAAGAAGUGGAUGGAGAUUUCUUGUUGAUGAAGUAAAAGGAGGUAGAUUACUUACUUUGGACACAAGCAAAACCUUUGACAACCUAAGAGUUAUGGUUUGUGAAGACUUUGGAAUCGAUGUAAACAUGGUCAAUAUCGAGCUCAGUUACUUACCUUCUGAUUUGGUCAUAGGCAUCGACUCACCACCUGUAUUCAUCACCAAUGAUCGGCAACUCAAAAAUUUUCUCACCUAUGUGAAGAACAAAGCUUCGACGCGGUUAUCUGUGUGUAUUCGAUCUAAGGCCGAGCCUAGCAAUAUCAAAGUCGAUUUGAAUUUGAAUGAAGAAGCUACUGAGUCGCCUAACAGACAGAAACAGCCUAUGUCGUUUGAAGUUCCAGAAGAAGAUGUUGAGGUGGAUGAAAGUGAUGAUGAUUGCAACCGUGAAAAAGAUAUGAUCAAUGUAAAGACAGUUCGUUUUUCUCUCCUUGAUGUGGUGAAGAAGGGUCAACAUUUUACUACAAAAAACACUUUGAAGGCAACAAUGGAAAUAUGUGCAAUGAAACAUAAUUUCGACUACAAGGUUAGCAAAUCGGAUAAAAGAGUUUGGUAUGUUCGUUGUGCGGAUGAUGAUUGCGGCUGGCGUGUUCGCGCAGAGGGAUUAACAGGUUCUUCAUAUUUUAUCAUCAAAAAGUAUGUACCUGAUCAUUCAUGUUCUCCAUCAUCAAGGAAUCACUCUGUUCGGACAGUUUCAUCAAAAUCAGUUGGUAGUCUCAUUAUGCAUAAGUACGAAAGUGUCAAGGAAGGGCCGAAACCUAAUGAUAUCAUCCAGUUUAUGCGGGAUGAUCAUGGAGUUGAGAUAUCCUACUCUUUAGCUUGGGAUGCACGUGAGUAUGCAGUAAAUGCUGUGAGAGGAAUUCCAGAGAAGGGUUAUGAAAAAAUUCCCAAAUACUUGCAAAUGAUGAAGGAAGCUAAUCCAGGAACACACACAUUUUAUGAAACUGAUACCGAUGGGCGAUUCAAAUUCCUUUUCAUCUCAUAUGGUCAGUCUAUUCGCGGUUUUUAUGCUGGCAUUCGAAAAGUUAUUGUUGUGGAUGGGACUUUUUUGAAGAGCAAAUACAAAGGAGUGUUACUGGUAGCUACUACUUUAGAUGGUAACUCGAACCUAUAUCCUAUUGCAUUUGGAGUUGUCGACUCAGAGAAUGACCGCUCGUGGGAAUGGUUUAUGAGACAACUUAAUGUUGUCAUUGCUGAUGAUCAGAGUUUAGCUUUUGUGUCUGAUAGGAACGCCUCCAUUGCUAAAGCUCUUGCGAAAGUGUAUCCGCAUUCUCAUCAUGGAAUUUGCAUUCACCACUUGCUGAACAAUGUUGUAACAUAUUUCAAGGGUAAAGGUGUCGCUGGUUUGGUUGCAAAGGCUUCUAAAGCUUAUCGAGUUGCUGACUUUAAGAAGAUUUUCACUGCUAUUUUUGGAAUUAGUCCUGAAAUUGGAAACUAUCUAAUAGAAGCUGAUGUGAGUAAGUGGGCUCGCUGUCAAUUUCCGGGUUACAGGUAUGAUGUUAGGACCACUAACCCUGCUGAAUCGAUAAAUUCUGCUUUGCGUUCGCCAAGAGAGUUUCCAGUUAUACCUUUGUUGGACAGCAUAAGGGAAAUGAUGACUCGUUGGUUUUUCAAGCGUAGAACUUUAAGUUUUAAGCACACGCAGCCACUGACCAUUGCGGUGGAGAAGAAGAUUGACCGAAGGAUUGAGAAGGGUAAGAAGUUUCUGGUUUCUCCAAUUGGCGAUGACAGGUUUUUAGUUCAAGGUGACACUUCUGAAUGUUUGGUUGACUUGGUCAGACGCACAUGUUCAUGUAGGAAAUUCGAUUUGAUGAAAAUCCCAUGCAGGCACGCCAUAAAAGCAGCUUUCAGUGUAGGCAAACAAGCGCACACACUUACUGAUGACAUGUAUACCACUGCUUCAUGGAGAUCGGUGUAUGAGGAAACCAUAAAUCCUAUUACUGUUCCAGAAGAUUCAUGGAUUGUCCCAUCUCACGUUAAGCAAGCAAAAGUGCUUCCUCCAGAGAGUAGAAGAGGUGCAGGUAGGAGAAAGAAACGCAGGUACGAGACAGUUGAAGACAAGAUCCGUUCGUCAAAAAUCACUCAACGCUCUAUCCGUCGCAAAUGCAGUCGAUGUGGUAUUGUUGGUCACAAUAGGUCAACAUGUGAUAGAGCAAUAUAAUAUUCAAGCCAUUCUGUUUAGGCGAGUUAUGUUUCAGAGUUGUUUCUAGUAUUAUCUUUGUUUCAUCUCGAACUUGGAUUUUUUAUGUUGAACUCAGUUUUAUGUUUUGUGUUAAAAUCCAGUAUUUGCUUCGUUUUAUACAAGUUAUUUGAUUAUCGACAGACUUUUUUUGUUAAAAUCCCUUCUUCAUAUGCAAGUUAUUUGAUUAUCAAAAGAAAAUAGAAUAUCAAUCUGAUUCGAUCUUCUCAAUGUAAAAUCAGAGACAUGUUACAAUAUUAAUCACGUUUCGAACACAUACAUAAAAUACUGAGCAUGGAUCCUAAACAACCUACAUCUGCCAAAUUUUUUUGCUUCGUAACUUCUUCUAGCACUAUCUUGUUCAAUGAACUUCUCAGAUCGUCAAUUUCUUUGGCCAUUCUCGAGUGUUGUUCAUCCAUCCUUUGAAUCUCGUCAAAGAGAGCCUCAUCGACCCACUUAAAAAGAUGUUGUUCUUUCUUUCUCUAAAUCGAAACAUAAAACGUCAAUUGCGACUUGGAAGAAUGAAAAGUAAUUAGGGAAGUAAUUAUUUAUCAGAAUUACCUGUAAACCAAUCUCACAUCUGAAGAAACGUCUGAACUCCAGUC